Penicillium daleae is the source of this 1395-nucleotide messenger RNA. Its product is annotated as NAD(P)/FAD-dependent oxidoreductase. Bases 1 to 1395 code for a protein of 464 amino acids. Lineage: Eukaryota; Fungi; Ascomycota; Eurotiomycetes; Eurotiales; Aspergillaceae. Gene Ontology annotation, cellular component: cytoplasm. The record is from RefSeq and is a predicted model, not a curated record. Gene Ontology annotation, molecular function: oxidoreductase activity. The transcript is spliced from 4 exons.
AUGUCAUCGGAACAUUUUCCAGCCCCAAAUGGGAUGCUCCCCUACUGGCGCACGGAGCCCCAUCGACUCGACAACCAUCGGUCCACGGAAGCUUUGCCGAAGGAGAGUGAUAUCGUUAUUGUGGGUGCUGGAUAUGCGGGCUCGUCAAUUGCAUAUCAUAUUCUCGAGCAAACUCCUUCUGGAUCUAAGCCACCUUCUAUCACUAUUCUAGAAGCGCGGCAAGCUUGUUCUGGAGCUACAGCUCGGAAUGGAGGCCAUAUGAAGCCAGAUAUCUACAACUUUGUCGCUACGAUUGAAGCAGAGCAUGGCGUCGAAGCUGCAGCAGAGGUUGCAGCAUUUGAAGCUAAACAUGUCUACGCUGUGAAGGACUUUGUUGAGAAUAAAAAGAUUGACUGCGACUAUACAGUCACCAAAGCGAUUGAUGUGCAAUUGAGUUCCGAUCAUUUCCAGAAACUUAAAAAUGGAUAUGAACGGUUACUCUCGAAUGGCUGUGAACCGACCAAGCAGGCUCGGUUUGUGAACGCCAAAGAUGCAGAAUCGUUCUCGGGUGUCAAAGGCGCUGUUGGCUGCGUUACAUAUGAUGCUGGUAGUAUCUGGGCUUACAAAUUUGUGCUCCACCUCCUUGAGAAGGUCGUCUCACAAGGCGUGAAUCUGCAGACCCAUACGCCCGUGUCGAAAAUCACGAAAUCAACCAAUGGUUCAUCAUCCGCUGCAAGGUGGAAAGUGGAGACUGCGCGCGGCACUAUCAUAGCACGAAAGGUGAUCCUUGCAACCAAUGCUUAUACCUCUGCUCUUGCGCCGCAAUACCAGAACAACAUUAUCCCCGUCCGAGGAACGUGCUGUCGAAUUGCUGUCCCUCCCGCAUCGACAGCUCCACGUUUGACCUGUACUUAUACUCUGCGGUGGAAUGGAUGGGACUAUGACUAUUUGAUCCCACGCGCUGACCGGAGUAUCGUGGUUGGGGGUGCCCGGACGGCGUUCAUCCACGACUUGAAUAACUGGUAUAACGUCAGCGACGAUAGUCGAGUUUUGGAAGAUGCCGUGCGCUACUUUGAUGGGUAUAUGCAGAGAAACUUUGUAGGGUGGGAGGAUAGUAAUGCGUACACCGAUCGUGUGUGGACUGGAAUCAUGGGAUAUUCAUCAGAUGGAUUUCCGCACAUUGGGUCUGUUCCUGGACAGGAAGAUCAAUUUAUCCUGGCUGGAUUUACUGGUCACGGAAUGCCACAGAUCUUUUUGGCUGCGGAGGGGAUUGCGAAGAUGGUCGUGGGCGAUGUGGCAUUUGAGGAGACUGGUCUGCCCCGGCUAUUCAAGACCAGCCAGGCGAGACUCGAUAGGCAAGAGAACAAUAUAUUGAAGGGUGGGCCUGGGAAUGGAUCAUCUCAGGCCAAGCUUUGA